Messenger RNA from Humulus lupulus (European hop), 4107 nucleotides. RefSeq names its product ATPase family AAA domain-containing protein At1g05910. Gene Ontology annotation, cellular component: nucleus. The coding region runs from base 297 to 3905 and encodes 1202 amino acids. NCBI's taxonomy places the organism in Eukaryota, Viridiplantae, Streptophyta, Magnoliopsida, Rosales, Cannabaceae. The transcript is spliced from 10 exons. The record is from RefSeq and is a predicted model, not a curated record. Gene Ontology annotation, biological process: positive regulation of transcription by RNA polymerase II. Gene Ontology annotation, molecular function: histone binding; ATP hydrolysis activity; ATP binding.
ACAACCUCUUCUCUGCAACAAAAUCAAGGGUUCUAUUACUCCUCUCUCUGACCCUGUACAAAACCCUAGCAUCCUCUCUAACUUGCAUGCCUUCUUCCAACUCGACCUCGAAGCUCACUGAUUUAGGGCUUUUGAUUGUCUCUUCCGUGUUCAUCAUGUGAUUCAUUUCCUCUCUUCUCUUUUCUACUUUUUCUUUUUCUCUUUCCCUUCGUUUCCCGGCAGUUGAUGAUGGUUCGGAGCAGACACCAAAGCGGAGCCUAAUCGGGAAGAAUCGGCAUUUGGUUAAGUGUUAGUAGAUGCAUUCGAAGCGAUCGGGGCAGAGCGAUGAGCCGGAUUCGAGGCCGGUUAGGUCCAGCGACCGGCUCAAGAGGAGACCUAAGCUUUAUGGGCGUGCUUACUUGUUCUACACCCCCACCAAUAUCAUUCGGAAGAGGAAGACCAAGACCAAGACCCGCACUGCCGCUUCUCGCAUUGCCAAGAUGCUCUCUCCUGGAAAUCGUUCUCGCCGAGCGAAUCACGCCUCCAAUAACAACAACGCAGAUGAAACUAACCUCCGGCGAUCAACUAGAAAGCGGAAGGCAGUAAAUCUUGAAGAUUAUACCGACAGUUCUGGUUACGGGGACGAAGACAUGAUGAGACCCACAUAUCGAUCUUCGAGAAAUCAGAUUGAUAAUAAUGUUAGCCAAGAUGAGUUGUCGUUUCUGAAGGAUAAAAAUACUGUAGAAAAUAAAUCAACGCCUCGGCGUGAAGGAUUACGACCUCGUCGUUCUAAGGGAGUUGCAAGAGGGCAGCUAACUUUGGAAUCUGAUGAUGACCAAGGCACUUCGGAAGAAAAAGUUGGUGAAGAUGACACCGAAAAUGGGAAUGACAUUGAAGACAUCGAUGUGAGUGAUGGUCAGAAUGAAGGUGAAGGUGAUGGCGAUGAUGAUGGAGAGGAAGAUGGUGAUGAUGAAGAGGGCGAGGAGGAACAGGAUGGAAGAAGGCGGUAUGAUCUCAGGAAUCGUGGCGAAGUACGUCGUAUGUCUAUGGAAGAAGGAAAGCCGAGAACUAGAUCUCCUCGAAGGGUUUUACAUCAAGGAAUGGGAACUAAGGUUGGCAGGGAUGUUAGGAAAAGUGGAUCACGGGUUCAUAAGCGCCACCGGAUUACAAGAACGGAAGAUUCUGAUGACUCUCUUCUUGUAGAUGAGUUGGAUCAAGGCCCUGCAAUUCCAUGGGGACGGGGUGGGAGUAGUAGAUCUGGGCAACCUUGGCUCUUUGGUGGGCUUGACAUGCAUGGGACAACAACAUGGGGAUUGAAUGCUGCAGCAUCAGGUUGGGGUCAUCAGGGUGAUGCUUUGGCUACCUUGACUUCUGGGAUUCAAACUGCAGGGCCAAGUUCAAAGGGAGGGGCAGAUAUUCAACCUUUACAGGUUGAUGAGAGUGUGAGUUUUGAUGACAUAGGUGGGCUUUCUGAAUAUAUAGAUGCAUUGAAGGAAAUGGUUUUCUUUCCUUUAUUAUAUCCUGAUUUCUUUGCCAGUUAUCAUAUCACCCCACCAAGGGGAGUGUUGUUGUGUGGCCCCCCUGGCACUGGAAAGACACUAAUUGCUAGGGCAUUGGCUUGUGCUGCAUCAAAGGCUGGGCAGAAGGUGAGCUUUUAUAUGCGUAAGGGUGCUGAUGUCUUAAGCAAAUGGGUUGGAGAGGCAGAAAGACAAUUGAAGCUACUUUUUGAGGAAGCACAAAGGAAUCAACCUUCCAUAAUUUUCUUUGAUGAAAUAGAUGGACUUGCUCCUGUGAGGUCUAGCAAACAAGAGCAGAUUCACAAUUCCAUUGUAUCUACUUUGCUUGCUCUGAUGGACGGUCUUGAUUCUCGCGGACAAGUUGUUUUAAUUGGAGCAACAAAUCGAAUUGAUGCUAUUGAUGGGGCCUUGCGGCGCCCUGGUCGUUUUGAUCGUGAGUUCAACUUUCCUUUGCCUGGUUGUGAGGCACGUGCUGAAAUCUUAGAUAUACAUACGCGCAAAUGGCAGCAUCCUCCGUCAAAUGAAUUGAAACUAGAACUUGCAGCUAGUUGUGUUGGAUAUUGCGGUGCUGAUUUGAAGGCUCUUUGCACUGAAGCUGCCAUUCGUGCAUUCCGCGAAAAGUAUCCUCAGGUUUACACAAGUGAUGACAAAUUUGUCAUAGAUGUUGAUUCAGUACGGGUUGAGAAGUAUCAUUUUGUUGAAGCCAUGUCAACCAUUACUCCUGCUGCUCAUAGAGGUGCCACUGUUCAAUCUAGACCAUUGUCUUUAGUAGUUGCACCGUGUUUGCAAAGACAUCUGCAUAAAGCCAUGGACUGUAUAUUUGAUAAUUUUCCUCCCCUUGCAAUGUCUUCCGAAUUGACUAAGCUUUCUUUACUUUCCUACGGAGCAGCAAUUCCUCUUGUAUAUAGGCCCCGGCUUCUUUUGUGUGGCAGUGAAGGUUCUGGACUGGAUCAUCUUGGGCCUGCAAUAUUGCAUGAACUAGAGAAGUUCCCUGUUCAUUCUCUGGGCCUAUCAUCUCUACUUUCUGAUCCCAGUGCAAAGACUCCUGAGGAGGCAUUGGUACAUAUAUUUGGUGAAGCAAGAAGAACAACCCCAUCCAUCCUUUAUUUGCCCCAGUUUCAUCUUUGGUGGGAGACUGCACACGAGCAAUUGAGGGCUGUUUUGCUGACCUUGUUAGAAGAAUUGCCAUCUGAUUUACCCAUAUUAUUACUUGGGACAUCAUCAGUGCCCCUUGCUGAAAUUGAUUCAGAGUCUGCUUCAAUAUUUUCCCUCCGUUCUGUCUAUGAGGUUGGUGAACUAACUAAGGAAGACAGAAUAUUGUUUUAUGAUCAUUUAAUUGAAGCUGCAUUGUCAGUCUUGUUGGAGGGGAUGGCAAAGAAAUCCCAGGAUUUGUCAUCUGCUCCUGAGCUUCCGAAGGCUCCAAAAGUGGUGAGUGGACCAAAGAUCUCUGAGUUAAAAGCCAAGAUAGAAGCUGAGCAGCAUGCCCUUCGCCGAUUGCGGAUGUGCCUAAGAGAUAUUUGCAACCGGAUUUUAUAUGAUAAACGGUUUUGUGCCUUCCACUAUCCUGUCUCUGAUGAAGAUGCUCCCAACUAUCGUUCAAUAAUCCAGAACCCAAUGGACAUGGCUACUCUUUUGCAGCGAGUUGAUUCUGGGCAGUAUAUUACAUGUUCAGCAUUCCUUCAAGAUUUUGAUCUCAUUGUAUUUAAUGCAAAGGUUUAUAAUGGAGAUGAUUACAAUGGUGCUAGGAUCGUUAGCAGAGGUUAUGAGCUUCGAGAUGCGGUUCACGGAAUGCUGUCACAGAUGGACCCUGCUCUCGUUGCAUGCUGUGACAAGAUCGCAGCACAAGGUGGUCCAAUGCAUAUACCGGAAGAAUUUGGGGGAUCUACUUUUCCUUCAACUCCCGUCGUGCAGUUGGGAACAAUGACCAGAGCAAGUGCUCGACUUCGAAAUGUCCAACCAGAGGUAAAUCUGGACCAAAGUUAUGAGGCCCUAAAACGACCGAAAAAGAUUGUUGAUCCUGCAAAUACAGAAGAGAAGUCACGACAACAAGAGCCAUUAAAGCCAUCUCAGGAAUCAGAAGUAAUGGAUGCAAAUCCUGAAAGGCCAGAAACGUCUCCUGCUGAGCAAAGUCAUGAUGAAGCUUCUGCCAGAGAAGUUGAAGUUUCUGCCAGAGAAGUUGGUUCUCUUGAUGUUGCAAUGUCAGAUGUUGAGUUCGCAAACCAGGUGAAGUCUGUAAAGCAGAGUUUUGUGGAUCGAUCUGAAAACUUCAACAUUCCACAGCUUGAGAGACUUUACACCCGAAUUAUGAAGGGAAUUUUUGAAAUCAAGGAUAAAGAAAGUAGAGACAAUCCCAAGGCUUCAAUCAUGAGAUUUUUGCACAAGUUUGCAGAGGAUAAUGCAAAUUUCUAGCUUUUUUUCAACUUAUAAAAUGAAAAAAAAAAGAAGAAAAAAAAUAUUGUAGUCAGAUAAUGUAAAUCCGGUAUCAUUCUAUUCUAAUUGAGUGGUAGUCUUUUUUUAGUAGGAUUGGUGUUUCUUUCGAAAAUAUUGUGAUCGAUGGUUUUUUUUGUUGCACUCUUUUUGGGAUCAAGUAUGCUCAACUUAAUGCUUUUAA